CAGAGGAACGGGGUGGGGGGGGGGGGGGAGGAGAGAGAGAGAGAGAGAGAGAGAGAGAGAGAGAGAGAGAGAGAGUCGGCGAGGCAAGCGGAGCGGGGACACGGAGCAGGAGCCGUUCCUCUAGAGCCAGCGGAAACCUCCUCGGACAGCAGCCGGGCACCAGCCUCAGCAGCUCUUGUGGACGCCGGAGACGCCGCCGCCGCCACCACCGUUCCAAGCCGGCCUCUCGCGUCCCUUGCCGCCGGCUUGCCGGGGCAGCGGGGAUGCAGCUGGGGCAUGGCCGCCGGGGCCCAGUCACCUGCCGCGGGGAGCGCUGAACCCGUUGAAAAGCUACCUGGGAGAACCUAACCAUCUCUUGUGACCCCGCUCUGUCUGGGUACUGCCCACCCCGAGAAAGCUUCUUUGGGUCCUUGGUGUCCCCACCGCCCUGUGACAGUAAAGGGGACAGCACUCCAACAGUGCGAAGUCAGAAGGACCAAGGGGAACCGGCCAGCCUUCCCCGGAGCUGGCCCACAGGCCUCUUCGGCGGGAACCUGUCCUAGGAGUGGCCCAUUCUGCAAACAGACGCUCUUCGGAGGUUCGUUUUGUUCCUGGCACUAAGGGUAGAGAGAUGUUCGCGAUGCCGAGUCCCUUGGGUGCUUCUGAUGGAGCAAGAAGCGGGGGCAAUCAGGACGCCACGGCCCCUCCUGAAGCGAUGGCCCAGCCCUACCCCCCUGCCCAGUACCCCCCUCCGCCUCAGAAUGGAAUCCCAGCUGAAUACGCCCCGCCUCCACCACACCCCACACAGGACUACUCCGGCCAGACCCCAGUCCCCCCAGAGCAUGGCAUGACCCUCUACACACCAGCACAGACGCACCCUGAGCAGCCAGGCACCGAGGCCAGUACACAGCCCAUUGCUGGGACCCAGACAGUGCCGCAGGCAGAUGAGGCAGCCCAGACGGACAGCCAGCAGCUCCACCCUUCUGACCCCACGGAGAAGCAGCAGCCCAAACGACUACAUGUCUCCAACAUUCCCUUCCGGUUCAGGGACCCUGACCUGCGGCAAAUGUUCGGGCAAUUCGGGAAAAUUUUAGACGUGGAGAUCAUUUUUAACGAGCGGGGCUCCAAGGGUUUUGGGUUUGUAACUUUUGAAACUAGCUCAGAUGCUGACCGAGCCCGGGAGAAGCUGAAUGGGACGAUCGUAGAGGGACGGAAAAUUGAGGUUAAUAACGCCACAGCCCGGGUCAUGACCAAUAAGAAGCCUGGGAACCCAUAUGCCAAUGGCUGGAAGCUAAACCCCGUAGUAGGGGCAGUGUAUGGGCCUGAAUUCUAUGCAGUGACCAGCUUCCCCUACCCCACCACGGGCACCGCCGUCGCCUACCGGGGUGCACACCUGCGGGGCCGGGGCCGUGCUGUGUAUAAUACAUUUCGAGCAGCACCACCUCCGCCCCCCAUUCCGACUUACGGAGCGGCACUGGAGCAAACGCUUGUUAAAAUGCCAGUCCCGUGGGCGGGGCUGGCACCGUGCCCCCUCCCUCCUCAGCAGACACCGGAGCCGGCCUACCCCGCCUCUCCAGCGUUCCCACCACUCUCUUGUCCGUUUGCUUCCAGGGUCGUGUAUCAGGAUGGAUUUUAUGGUGCUGAGAUUUAUGGAGGCUAUGCAGCUUACAGAUAUGCUCAGCCCGCAGCCGCAGCCGCCGCAGCCUACAGCGACAGUUAUGGCAGAGUCUAUGCAGCCACUGAUCCCUACCAUCACACCAUCGGCCCCACAGCAACCUACAGCAUCGGAACCAUGUGAAACCUUCCACCGUCUCCUUCUCGGACCAUGAAGGGCAAAAACAAAAAAACAAAAAAAAUCACAAAACAAAAAACAAAACAAAAAAAGAUGUUAAGAUCCAAGCAGCAACAACAACAACAAAAAAUUCCAACCAAACCAAGAGGCAUCCAACCAAGUCCAAGUCCAAGUCCACGUCUGGCGUACGCCCGCACCGAGGGAGCUCGUCCCCCAGGGGGCGCCGGAGAGUGGCCUUGCCUGACUGGCGGUGCAGUAGGGAUGCUGCCAGGCGCUGGGGAAGACCUGGAGGGGAAAUGUGGCCCGUGGGUGUGGGGCGGGGGGCUCCGGUAUCUUACCCAGUCUUCCUUUCCCACCCUGCUCCCCAGGCAGGAGUUUCUAGGGUGGAGCAGGCCCCUAAGAAGGAGCAGCCAGCUGACUUGGGCUAUUGCCUGCUGAGCCCUGGAGGGGCUGGAGGCAGUUAGGGGCCAAGGGCAGCUUGUCACUCAUCCCAGGUCUCCAGCCUGGCCUCACUGAAUGUGCUGCCAGUGCGUCAGCUGUCCAACCAGCCGCCCUGGGGUCCAACUCCCAAUGCAAAGGGCUGACAUGGCUCCAGGACUCUGGAGCACCCCAUGCUCCUGCUCCCCUAUGUGAGAAAAGCUUCCAGCUACAGAGAAGGAAGGAGGCCCAGCCAGCAGGGACCCAGUCCUCAUGCUGUAGGCGUGCACAGGGGGGCCCUGGAGCACAGCUUUUGUUCGUAGUGGCAGCCUUCCUGAAGAAGGACCCAACCCUCCUUCCUGCUCCCUCCUGUGGCUCAGUUCUGCUAGGGAGCGGGCGAUGACAGAUGGGCCAGCCCUGGGCUGCACCUGGAGGCCGGGAGUCAAGGUGCUAGGGUCUGGAGGGCCACGGUCAGAGCAGGACCCAUGGGGAAGGCAAGGAAUGGGGACAGUCUGGGCUGGCCCCGCCGCAGGGAAGGCCAGCGGGGCUGCAGCCCCUUCGCUCCCUGGGCAGGAAUAGUGGGUGUCACAGGAAAGCAGCAGGCCCAGUGGAUGGCACAAGGGACAGGUAGCAAGAAGCCCCUGGCAAGGCCGGGAUAGGUGGAGUAGGAUUAACAGCAAAAAAAUAAAAAAAUAACAGAAACCAUGGCUCCCGACGCGGCACCACUGUCUCAUGACACCUCAAAAUAAAUCACCUCACUUUCUAUCCAGCAUCAGCCACCGAAGCUAUGGAAACGGAACCCUCCUUUUCUAUUCCUGUUGUACAUAGCCCUGCGCCUGCCUCCGGCUCUGUCCUCUGUACAGAGCCCCUCGCCUUCUGCUGUUUCGGACCCUUUUCCCACAGCAGCUCGGAACCCUCAUCCCAGCCCCUCUCCCAGGACUGCAGCCGAGCCCCAGGCUUCCUUUCUUACCAUUCUGUAUGCUUCCACGGUGUGACCAUUCAAAGUAACAGUAUUACUAUUAAGAUUAAUAAAGAUUUCUUUCUUCAAACCAG
This is a messenger RNA of Microtus oregoni (creeping vole), 3241 nucleotides long. It is a transcript of the gene Rbfox3, whose product is annotated as RNA binding fox-1 homolog 3. Gene Ontology annotation, biological process: nervous system development; regulation of alternative mRNA splicing, via spliceosome. Lineage: Eukaryota; Metazoa; Chordata; Mammalia; Rodentia; Cricetidae. Gene Ontology annotation, molecular function: mRNA binding. The record is from RefSeq and is a predicted model, not a curated record. Bases 611 to 1777 code for a protein of 388 amino acids. The transcript has 15 exons. Gene Ontology annotation, cellular component: nucleus; cytoplasm.